AAUUGCCUCUGAAUGCCAUCCAGGUACAAUUUGAGGAAAACCAGAAGACGGCUUUUUUAAUAGAAGGCCGGCUAAUCAACUCCAUCCGAGUGAUCUGCUCCAGCUACGAAGACUUCCAAGAGUGGUUAUACUGUCUUAAAACCGCUCAGUUCCGCCAUGCAGAUUCUUCCCUCUCUGGAUCAGAGAGUUUCUCUGGGUUGAAGCCUUCUCACCUGGCACAGUUUUCAGGAAGCGGAAGAGGGUCACUCACCUCGGAGGGCAGAACGAAUUCCUGGGCUUCUGCUGGGAAGGGGGCUACGUCCACCCACCACUCCCAAACCAGUACAGCUUCUUUCUCCGAGAGACAAUCGGUCGAUGCGAUGCCGGACAAUCGGUUAGCUGAAAGCUCUCUGCCACAACCAGUUUGCUGCUCGGGAAAGCGAGGGACGGGGAUGCCGAAAGCCGAGGGGCUGAAAAGGAAGGGGAGUUCCCGAAAGUCCAAAGGGAAGGGUGUCCCGCCACCUCAGCAGCCCCAGAGCCACCGGGAGGACCCCGAGAAGAAAAGCUCUGUCCCGCUCACCUCGAAGCACCCGCGUGGAGAAGGCGUCUCCCCUGUGUACAACGAGCCGUACUCGGCGGCGGUGCAAGAGGAACAUCCUGCGGUCCGCCCGCUGCACCUGGACUUAAACAAUCUGAAACGGUGGAACGUGCCGAGAAGUCAGACCUGUCCUGCUCCCCAAACCCUGGAAAAUAUCUCUCUGUCGUCUUCCCCCAUGUAUGCUGACCCCUACACGCCCAAUUCCCCCUCCUUGCAUGGGGCUGCAGGCUCCUACUUCCUAGAGCUUGGCGGGAGGUGUCACGGACCGUCCACUGUGGAGCACCAGAAUGGCUACCCGGCCAUGCCGGUGUCGGUUCCCAUCUGCCAUCAUCCUCUGGGGUGGAAGAGCUUUCAACCUUCCUGUGGGAACCACUGGCGAGAACAAGGCCUUGCACAGACAGGCAACGCCUCUGCCCCAGCCUUUCAUUUUGUUACAGAACCUGCACCAGAUGUCCAUUACUUGACCACGAGCACCACGUCAGGAGAUGGCCUUCGGAUGCGUUCCUUACCGACAUCAGCCCCUGGUUCCUUGAAGAAACCAAUUUGA
Molecule: messenger RNA, 1124 nt
Organism: Thamnophis sirtalis
Lineage: Eukaryota; Metazoa; Chordata; Lepidosauria; Squamata; Natricidae
Source: RefSeq, a predicted model, not a curated record